This is a messenger RNA of Belonocnema kinseyi, 2231 nucleotides long. RefSeq names its product poly(A)-specific ribonuclease PARN-like. Gene Ontology annotation, molecular function: metal ion binding; poly(A)-specific ribonuclease activity; RNA binding. The coding region runs from base 167 to 1936 and encodes 589 amino acids. Gene Ontology annotation, cellular component: cytoplasm; nucleus. The record is from RefSeq and is a predicted model, not a curated record. The transcript is spliced from 10 exons. Gene Ontology annotation, biological process: nuclear-transcribed mRNA poly(A) tail shortening. Lineage: Eukaryota; Metazoa; Arthropoda; Insecta; Hymenoptera; Cynipidae.
GUGUGAUACAGGUGCAUGCUUGUGUUCCGCCGUUGUACUAUAUAUAUUUAUUAUUUAUACCCUUUAUAUCUCUGAUUUAAUUAACUAAACAGUGAUAUUGAGAGCCUAAAUAACUAAAUUUUAAUAUUUUAUGUUUAAAAAAGUUUAAUACAGUCAAGAAAUCACCAUGGAAGUUAUACGCUCGAAUUUUCGAGAAGUGUUGUCUGAACUUGACAAAGUUUUAAAGGAAGCCUCGUUUUUAUGCAUCGAUACAGAGUUUACUGGAUUAAAUACAGGACCAGAUGCUACAGCUUUUGACACGCCUGCACAAUAUUAUUCCAAAAUUCGAUCCGGUUCCAUGGAUUUCCUUCUCGUACAGUUUGGCUUAUCAGUUUUCUCCUUCGACAAGGAAUCAAACAAGUAUAAUCAACAGUCAUACAACUUCUACGUUUUUCCACGACCUCUUAAUCGUGGAGCUUUCGAUUGUAGAUUUGUUUGCCAAGCUUCCAGUAUUGCUUUCCUAGCAAAUCAAGGCUUUGAUUUUAAUAAACUCUUCAAUCAUGGCAUUCCUUAUAUGACCAAGAAUGAGGAGGAAAAAUUGCAAAAAAAGCUGGAAGAGAGACAGAGAAUCAGGGAGGAAGGGCUUGAUAUAGUUCCUAUUCCUGAUCACGAUAAACCCCAAAUAGAAGAAAUUUGUUCGAAAAUUGAGGAAUUUAUCAAUUCAGAGGCAGAAGAACUUUCGGUGGACAGAUGUAAUGGAUUCAUCAGACGACUUGUGCACCAAGAAUCAAGAAGAAGGUGGCCCAAAAAAGUCAAUCUAGAGUUCAAGUCAGACGGACCUGGACAAACUAUCGUCAUUACCAAAACAGGAACGAAAGAGGAAGAGGAAAAGAAAGAGGCUGAAAAGCGCGAGAAGGAAAAACAGGAACUUGAGGAAGCUGUCGGUCUCAGCGCGCUUUUAAGAAAAAUUGCUAAUUCGGGAAAGUUAAUUGUCGGACACAACAUGCUUUUGGAUCUCUGCCACAUAAUUCGACAAUUCUUCAAUCCACUCCCGGAAAAAUACUCUGAAUUCAAGGCCCUCGUUCAUGGCCUUUUCCCCAGGAUUUUAGACACUAAAGUCAUAAGUCAGUCGCCGCCGUUCAAGGAUAAAAUGUCUUUCUCGAGUCUUCAAAUCCUCUUAGAAACUUUAAGCAAGCCUCCUUUCUCAAUUCCGGAAGUUGUUCCUGUAAAGGAUCGUAGUUAUUCAACUUCAUGCGAAAAGUGUCACGAGGCUGGUUAUGAUGCUUACAUGACUGGCUUGUGUUUUAUUUCCAUGAGCAAUCAUCUGGGUUCGCUAGAAAAUCCUCCUAUCGAUACAGUGCUUUCGGACUCUCCUUUACUGAAUCCAUUUGUAAAUAAAUUGAUUAUUGCGAGGCUGAAGGACGUUCCGUACAUUAAUUUAGCAGGAAAAGAUCCUAAUCCUAGCAGAGAUCACGUUUUCCAUUUGUCGUUUCCACGAGAAUGGAAAAUGAGCGAUAUCACGCAACUUUUCAAUCCCUAUGGUGGUGUUUUCGUUUCCUGGUUGUCUGAUACGUCAGCUUAUGUUAGUUUAAAUAAACGGGACCAGACAAAAACCGUUCUGAAAAACGUUCUAAAUACUGAUGCCUUCACAAUCAAAAAGUACGCGGAGCAUCAAGUUAGUACGGAAUUACAGACUUCUACGCAAGUACUUCGCAAGCGGAAACUAAAUUCUGAUGGUGAAACCUCUCCAAAGAAUGGAACUGAAAAGAAGGACGAAGAUGGUUGGGAAGUAGUUCAAGGUAAAGGAAUACUUUGGCUUUUUAAAAUAAUUUGUGGUAAUAUGGGGCCCAUGACAUUUUUCGGCCUUUGUUUCACUUGUCUUAUUUUUAUUGUCAUGUUCUAUUUAUUUUCUUUAUUUUUUGACUGCAACGCUAAAAAUGUCAUCGACAGGUAUUAAGAAAUAAUAUGGUUUCCUUCAAUUUUAACACAUUGAACGGAACAAUUGCUGACAUAGAAAACAUAUUUUCUUUUACUUUUUUAUGAAAUUCUUAUCCUAUUUUUUACUGUUAUAAAAAGUAAAAUAGAACUUAUCUGUGUUGAGUAUUGUGAUAGAUUUAUGUUUCGUGAGAUUAUAGUUACUUAGUUUAAGAUAAUUUUAUAGAAAAUCGGAAAAAUGGUAUUUGGACUAACUGAAAUUUAUUUUUAAGAAGUUUAGUAAAUAAGUAUCUUUAAUUUUCGUCAUUUUUUAAUUU